This is a messenger RNA of Hemicordylus capensis (graceful crag lizard), 4102 nucleotides long. It is a transcript of the gene NAT9, whose product is annotated as N-acetyltransferase 9 (putative). Gene Ontology annotation, biological process: protein acetylation. NCBI's taxonomy places the organism in Eukaryota, Metazoa, Chordata, Lepidosauria, Squamata, Cordylidae. Gene Ontology annotation, molecular function: N-acetyltransferase activity. The coding region runs from base 342 to 971 and encodes 209 amino acids. The record is from RefSeq and is a predicted model, not a curated record. The transcript is spliced from 7 exons.
ACGUAAUACGUGGGCGGGGAAACCCGGGUCAGGUUGAGACCACCCGGCUGCCGUAGCUAAAUUCAGGAAAGACGUGUUUACAACUGCGCAUGUGUGGUUGUCUGUGUUGGAGUUGUUAGUUCCCCAGACCGGUGCCUGACGGUUGCCGGGUUCAGUAAUCGCUGGCGCGGGAUUGAGGAGCGGUAGGUGGCUGGUUUGGCGUACCUUGGCCGGGGAAAGCCUUUAGUGGCCUCUGUUUUUCUUCAAGAACACUAAGCCUUAAGUCUGUGUCAUCAUCACGCUGACUAGGAAGUCAGUCACGCUGUACUCUGUGGGGUUUACUUCUGAGUAGGCUUGGAACUAUGAAGAUUAACCAGAAUACUAUAUUGCAGGGGAAGAGAGUGACGCUGGUACCAUACACACCUGCUCAUGUGCCCAGGUACCAUGAAUGGAUGAAAUCUGAAGAGCUACAGCGCCUGACUGCAUCUGAGCCACUGAGCCUUGAACAGGAAUAUGAAAUGCAAAGCGGUUGGCGGGAGGAUACAGACAAAUGCACAUUUAUCGUGCUUGACACAGAGAAGUGGUCUAGGCAGAUAUCCACAGAGGAAGACUGCAUGAUUGGAGAUGUCAAUUUGUUUCUCACAGACCCUGAAGAUCCAACACUGGGAGAGAUUGAAGUAAUGAUUGCAGAGGCCAGCUACCGAGGUAGAGGGUUUGGCAAGGAAGCAACUCUGAUCAUGAUGUCUUAUGGAAUGACACAGCUGGGACUUGCCACAUUUGAAGCUAAAAUUGGACUGGAAAACAAAACCAGUAUCGGCAUGUUCAAAAAGCUUCAUUUCAAGGAGGUGGGAGUAAACAGUAUCUUUCAGGAAGUGGCACUGAGACUGAUCGUGGAUGAACAAGAGAGGCAGUGGCUGCUUGAGCAAACGAGCCAUGUGGAUGAGCAAAACUACAAUAUAGUGAAACUGCAGAAUCGAGUGUGUGACAGCUGACAGCAUUUCUGGAACCACGAACUCCUUUCUAACUUACUAUUAUGUCCUCAUGGAGCAGAAAAUGCUGUGGGAUCUGUUCUGGAUCAGGUUUCAAACAGCCUUGCUCUUGCUCACCAUAUUCUUGUGUACAUCCUUAAAUCAGAUGUCCAGGAUAAUUGGAAUGAACUACAUCCUCCAGUGGGGGAGAAAAGAAGAACUCUGCAGUACUGAAGUUGGGUUUGAGCAAUAGUUACUACCACAGCAAAUGCCAAACUGUUGCUUUGCAUGUGGACCAUGUGGGUGUAAAGCCUGUUCCCCCAGAAGCACUGUUCUGUCCUCAGCCUGAAAACAUUACCUGAAUGUGUCUGAAUUAUAGUGACACUCAGCCACAGGAGAGUUAGUCUUGUCCACUCUCCUCUCCUACAAAGUGACAAAACACUGUAUACUUGAAAUAUAUCCAUAGUAAGUCACAUGAUCAGAGCUUGUUUCCAGUCCCCUCCCCACCACACAACACAACCAGUUUAGGGAUAGCUAGCAUUCCUAGGGUUAAUAUAGCAGCAGUCAUAUAAAUGGGAUAUUGUAGUGGUUCUUCUCCACUGUCUUGCCAGCAGCGGUGUUUGCAGAAACUCACGAGGAACUUAAUAGGCCACCUUCAGAGCAUUACAGGCUCCCAUUCAGAUCACUGGAUAUUAACAGAGCCCUCUUUCUUUCUUUCUUUCUUUCUUUCUUUAAGCUAAGAGGGCAUUUAGGAACAAGAUAUAACAUUAGGCUAAUGAAAUCUGACUUGCUCCUUUAUAGCAGUUCAUCUGCCUUCUCUUACCUCUCAGACUGACUGAUUUCUGGACUUAGGUGUGUGCUGUGCUGCAUUAUUUUUUGCUGGCUUUUUCACAAGAAUGUAUCCAGUUCAGAGUUAUGAUGUGAUGUUGGUCUUUCCUGCAUAUAAAACCAGUUAAGAAGAGCAAGGACUUGGGCAAGUUGUCAGAUUGGCAUGGAAUUUCCUCAAUACAACCUUACACAGAAGUUUCAACCCAAUAGCUGCUUUUAGACACGGCCAAAAAGAAGUAGCUGUUUGCAUCAGUUGAAAGUAAACACAGAAUUUCUGAUAGAUGUGAAGAAUUAUAUGAGGCUAUAUUCACAUAUUGUUUUUGCAUUUGCUGCCCUGGAGAGCCUAACCUACAACUAUGGACAUGACUCCAUUGUGUUAAUUAUAGGUAGCCGGGUGCUAGUCCAGACCCGACUUCCCCAAUUGAUGUUUAACUGACAAAAAGCAAUUAAAAGAGGAAAACAGGUACUGGCUCUAUCUGCAGUUUGGCUUAUACCAGAAUUUCCCUACCUGUCACCUGGGAUCAAAUGGAUCUGUCUCUGAAGCACAUUAUAAGGCCAUCUCUGUCCUUCCUCGCUUUCCUUGUGAACAAAUGGCUUGGUUGGCCAGAGAGGAAUUCUUUGGUAGAGGUUGCCUGAAGCUGAGGGGAGUGGGGGUCCACAGCAGAACCUUGUAUUCUGACUUUUGUGGAGGUGCAGCAGCCUCGUACUGCUGGUACCAACUUCUAUUGUGCUUCUGCAAUCAUUUCUUCCUUCAGCUUGAAAGAGCUGGUGCUUCUUGAGAAGCCUGCCCCUAAUAACGUCUACUAUAGAUUACUUGUCUGCAAUUAAUGGUCUUCUGGACUGCUCUGACAGGGUCUUCAAACUGGUGGAACAUGUGUGCCACCUUGACACCAGCCUGGAAAAAGGGAAAAAUACAAGGAAGAGCAGAGUAGAUAGUGACACUUGCCUCAAAAACAUAGCCAGGGCUGCCAAGAAUGUAUAUCACCUCUUCAUAGUCUGCCUGGGACAAGCUUAACUCAACAUGUCAGGAUUUCCAACUGCUAGGCUGCUGUAGCAUGCAAGCAGCUCCCAUAUUUCUUCUCUCCUAAGUGUCCUCACUGGAAGUGGCUUGCUCUCAUUCUAAUAGGUUAUCACGCCAUUCCCCUGAUUUAUGGUGACUCAGUGAAAACAAAUUGGAUCCCAACUUGCUGUAUGUGAAUGGCCUCCCAUGUGGAACAGGCUUCCCUCAACAGGGAAGCCAUGCCCUGAAUAGCCUUCUCGUGACUUAGAUUUAGUCAUAACACAGUCAUAUAUUUUUGAAAAUCCCCAAGUUCUUGGUUGCUGGGAUUGCAUUCUCUCCAUCCAUCUUUCUCUUCUUCAGCUGAGACAGUGCUGCAGACUUCUACACUUCCCCCUUUUUCCCCCUCCACUUCUCUAGUUUUGCUUAGUCAUAGCUUAAACCUUUUCACAAAAACUCAGUCAUCUCAUAAUCCUGAGGCUCAGUGUCUGAAUGAUAGCUCUCAGAGUAGACAGUGUAGUAGCUGUAAAGACAGAAGCACAAAGAAAACACAAUGUACUCAAGAUAAGAGAAGCCUGCAUCAGUCUGGAAAAACAGUUAUCUACCCAUGGAGCUUUCCCAGACAGUAGGCUUUACCGUGUGUUUACUGCGAGGCUUUGUGGGGGUUUAUUUAUUCUGGCUAUAAACACUCUACCCGCUAACAUGCAGUGAAAAACCAGAAUUGUGUUUGAAGUGCUUCCCGAUAGAUCACAGGGACUUGGGGGUAAAUUUGGCCGAUAUGUGAAUGCACACCUCCGUUCCAGAGGAGAUGUGAGUGAAAAGCCAGCUGUGAAAAAGCUCAGGGAGAGUGGGAAAUGGAUCUGAAAAGGCUGAUGUUAAUGCCAUGAAUUAAUCCAGUUGCAGAAAAGAUCUAUGAGCAGCUACACACACAGGCUCCCAGUCAAGUAUACAAAUCAGUUGGGACUAAAUUACACAUUAAAUGAGCACUUUGAGCCUGCAUUUUUAAAAAAUUAAAUUAAGCAGGGAAGGGAAGGGAAAUCAGAAUUAGGCUGUGGUGCAUGUGGAGGGACAUGUAUGCCUUUGCCACUGAGCUGCAAUCCUAAUGAUAAAUAUACCCUUGAAGCUGCUAUUGGGGUGGGGAGCUUCUACUGGCAUUUGUGCACAAUGUGGCGAUGAGGACUUUUUCAUCCCACCCAACAUCAUUCUUUUCUUUCUCCCACAGUUUUUACUUUUUCCUUAAUGUCCGGUCAGAUAAAGAGUGUUGAACUUGGAAGCUUGCAAACUAUUUCUUUACUUUUUAAUUCACCUUAGUAAAGGUACUGUUUAUUAA